AUGUCGGGUUCAUUCUGGAAGCUAAGUAAUGGCUUCACCUCGCUUUCUAACGUCACGUCCAUUCUAGAAAACCACACCAUCAAUGACAAUGCCCAGGACGACUCCCAGACAAUCAGCGUGCUCCUAAAGCUUUUGGACGAAAAUGACUUGCUCCAGGAGUUGAUGUCCAACAACUCCAUGUUGCUCGAGUUCUUGCGUAACGACAACGUCAUCAGCAUGCUCGUCGACCUCUUGAUCCUGGAGAGCUUGCUGGGCGAACAGCUUGCCAUGAGCUUGAAGAGACUCCAUCUCCUGGCGGAUUUGAAGGUCGAGUCGAAGGAUGGCGAAGAUGACGAGACGGAAGAAUCCAAGGAAAAGGAAGAUAAAGAUGAAACCACUGAGGAGGAGCCUGACAAGGAAGAGGAGGCCACUCCAGAGCUGUCUGAGGAAAGACGAUCGCGUUACGCCACUCUCUCGGCUGAGAUCUUGAGUGCUGACGUGUGGUCGCUCACCGAUACCGUGAUGGAAUCGACGCAGAAUCUCAACAAGUUGUGGUCCAUUCUUGACUUGGAGCAGCCAUUGUCCAUCAACUUGGCUACCUAUUUCAUGAAGAUCAUGGAGCACUUGUUGGAUAUGAAGUGCGAGGAAAUGAUCACCUACCUCAUUGACAACCAGCCUGCGUUGGUCCGCAAGUUCAUGAACCACUUGUCCAACCCACCCCUCAUGGACUUCUUGCUUAAGCUUAUCUCCACCGAUAAGCCAGACAACUCCACCGGCAUAAUAGACUUUCUUCAGGAUCAGGAACUUGUUCCGCAGCUUGUUGAGGCCCUUGACACGUCCGACUCCGACGCGGACAUGGACGAGUUGCUCGUUAGACAAUCAUCAGCUGCGGACUUCCUAAAAGCACUUAUCACCAUUUCGGCAAACUCAACUACUGAUAAUUCCACCAUCGGGCCCAAUGAGCUCACUCGUGAGCUUGUUUCCUAUGACAUCAUGGCCCGCCUUCGUGACAUCAUGUUGAAAGGCGGCUAUGCUUUGGCAAAUGGUGUGGGUAUUAUCAUCGAGAUCAUCAGAAAGAAUAACUCGGACUACGACAUCUUACCGGUCCUUUAUAUCACCUUGGAGAGCCAUCCACCAACCGGCAGAGAUCCAAUUUACUUGGGUCACUUGUUGAAGGUGUUUGGCAGCAAGAUCGACGAGUUCAAUAAGUUGUUGAUACACGUCAACGAGGGCUCGUCAUUGCUCACCACGUUUGGUAAAAUCGAGCCAUUGGGAUUUGAACGUUUUAAGAUCUGCGAGUUGAUCGCAGAGCUCUUGCACUGCUCGAACAUGGCUCUUCUUAAUGACAACAAGGGAUUUGAUGUGGUGAAGAUCAGAGACGAACUUAGAAAAAAAAUGAGGGAGUUCGACCCUGUCGCCUUCAAGUACAACGAGGUCAUCGAGCUUCCUGCCGAUGACUGGCAGCCUAGUCUCGACGCAGAGAAGGAGUUGACCAAAAAGUUUGAGAAGGAUUUCCCAAAGCAUGAAUUUGAUGACGACAACGAUUUCAAUGACACCAUUGACUCUUUUAAUUCUAAGAUGCAAGACUCUUCAGUCGCCCAUCAUGGAAACCAAAAUAGCGGUGACGAGGACGAGCCACCCCAUAGUAACUCGAACUUAACUGAGGAAGAACUCAGAAGCAGCCCAGUUGUUGGUGAUUACCUCAAGAUUGCUUUGUACGACUCACAAAUCGUGUCAAACAUCUUGUCCAUGUUCUUCAAAUUCCCAUGGAACAACUUCUUGCAUAAUGUGGUUUUUGAUAUUGUUCAACAGGUGUUGAAUGGCUCAAUGGACAUUGGCUUCAACAAGUUUCUCGCGAUUGAUAUCUUCCACUCUGGAAACAUCACUCAUAAAAUCACAGAGGGCCAGCGUCUUUGUUCAGAGUAUGAGCAGGAGCACUGCGGUAUGAGACUCGGUUACAUGGGUCACUUGACAUUAAUAGCAGAGGAAGUUGUGAAGUUUAUUCAAUUAUACCCCGUCGGCACUGUCAGUGAAUUCAUUGAUGAAAAGAUCGAAGACGACAUUUGGGAGAAUUACGUCAGCCAGGUAUUGUAUGAUACGAGAAAGAAGUAUAACGCAAUUCUUGGCGGAAGCGAUGUUGAUGACGAUGAAGGCUCCAAUACCUUCGACGAGAGCACUGGCGAAAUUAUUGAGGAGAGUGAUUUUGACAGUGGCUUGAGUCUCAACCCCAAUAUCGAUCACGAUUUGAUUGGCAGCAGCUACGAGCACCAAGAAAAGGAGGAAGAGUUCCAUGAAGAUGUUGACAGCCGCGAAGAGACUGACACAGAAAAGAAGGACAGUAAUAAGCUUAGCUCAAGCGAUGAGUCCGAGUCUGAGGAUGAUGACGAUCACUUUGCUAAUUAUAUGUCGCUGCAGCUCACGAUCUCUGGGUCCAAUGCAUUCCAGUCCUCUCUCAGUAGCAAGGCGAAAGAAUUGAAGUCAGAGGACGACUCAGAUAAAUACAAGGACUUCCUCCAUGUCUCCGGAAACGGCGAAGGAGAUGACGAUGAUGACGAUUACAUCGACCCCAAUGAUGAUGGGAUGUCAUACAAAAAAGCCAAUCCGUUAUACGACUCACAGGGACUACUUGUUAAGGACAACAUGCGCCAAUUUCCAGGGCACACAAACAAUCUGAGUGAGGACUCCACGUCGAGCUCUGACAGUGACGAUGAUGACAUUCCCUUGAACACUGAUGACGAGGAUAACAAGGACAACAAACUCACACGAGUUGCAAGCAAAGGUUGA
Candidozyma duobushaemuli is the source of this 2763-nucleotide messenger RNA. RefSeq lists its product as uncharacterized. The coding region runs from base 1 to 2763 and encodes 920 amino acids. The record is from RefSeq and is a predicted model, not a curated record. Gene Ontology annotation, cellular component: nucleus; cytosol. NCBI's taxonomy places the organism in Eukaryota, Fungi, Ascomycota, Pichiomycetes, Serinales, Metschnikowiaceae. The transcript has a single exon. Gene Ontology annotation, molecular function: protein phosphatase regulator activity; protein phosphatase binding.